Messenger RNA from Peromyscus maniculatus bairdii (prairie deer mouse), 894 nucleotides. Lineage: Eukaryota; Metazoa; Chordata; Mammalia; Rodentia; Cricetidae. The record is from RefSeq and is a predicted model, not a curated record.
AUGUUCUCUGAGGACCCCUUCCUUUGGUUUGUCUGUUGUAAGUCUCCUGUUCUACAGUUCUACAACCAGCAGCAUUUCCUCUUCCCGAAGCAGGCAGCCGAGAAACAAGAGAAGGGGCAUAGUGGACAAGCCGAGAAGCUGGUCCAGCCCGAGAUGAGCGCAGAGCGGCAACCCCAAGGUCUUCGGGACACAAGUGGAGUUCGGAGAAGGGAAUUCACAGAGCAGGGGACACACGGCCUCGAGGUGGGCCGUUUCCCCAGGAGCACCAAACACAGACUUGUUAGGGCAGCUCCUCUGAAUGUCCAUCUUCCUCCGACUUCCAACGAGGUCUGUGCAGAGGAAGGUGCCUCGCCAGAACCGACAGAGAAAGCACCCCGCCAGUGCCAACUUGGUCUAAACUCCUCCCUUGAGACAUCUUCCUCCCUGUCCCCCCAAGUCCUGAACUCCACCUACCCUGGGCCUUGUGGCUUCUCACAACACCUGCCUAGUCCUACAUCCUCAGGACGCUCAGAGGGAUCUCACCCCAUGUGGAUUCUGGCUCCAGACAUUCAUGGGAGGCCAGAUCCAGAGGCUUCAAGCAUAAGAAUCCUUCCUGGUCCCUUUCAAAGUAGGGUUUCUUUCGGGACAGUAGCAGCCUGUGUCUAGACAAGGGGGAAGGGGACUCUAGGAAUGUAGUCAAGACACUAUCCUGCUGCCAAAGCGAGGUGGGCUGCCACCUGCACAUCACAUACCACAGGUCACCCGGGGAACAGCAGACCCCUCCUUAGCACACACACUGACAUGCAUACUCCUGCAAGCCACCGCUCAGGAGGUCCCAGACGCCUGCUGACAGACAAAUCCAUCAAAUACACACAGCGCAAUGGACACAGAAAAGUGGCCCAGGAAGGGCUCAGG